Molecule: messenger RNA, 2427 nt
Organism: Cololabis saira (Pacific saury)
Lineage: Eukaryota; Metazoa; Chordata; Actinopteri; Beloniformes; Belonidae
Product: mucin-5AC-like
Exons: 5
Source: RefSeq, a predicted model, not a curated record
AUGGUUACGGAGGAGGCGGUCCUGGACACACCAGCUCUAGAGCAGUGCUGCACCGUGGAGGAGGCGGUCCUGGAGGCGGACCAGCGGCCGGCGCGGGCUGCUCCAACAACUACCACAGUCGCUCCAACUACAACUACAGCUUCUGCAACAACUACUACAGUCGCUCAAACAACAACUACAGUUGCACCAACUACAACCACUGCUGCUCCAACUACAACCACAGUUGCUCCAACCACAACUACAGCUUCUCCAACAACUACAGUUGCACCAACUACAACCACAGCCGCUCCAACAACUACCACAGCAGCUCCAACUACAACUACAGCUUCUCCAACCACAACCACAGUUGCACCAACUACAACUACAGCAGCACCAACUACAACUACUGCUGCACCAACCACAACUACUGGUGCACCAACUACAACUACUGCUGCACCAACCACAACUACAGUUGCACCAACUACAACCACUGCUGCUCCAACUACAACCACAGUUGCUCCAACCACAACUACAGCUUCUCCAACAACUACCACAGCAGCUCCAACCACAACAACAGCUGCUCCAACAACUACAGUUGCACCAACUACAACCACAGUCGCUCCAACUACAACUACAGUUGCACCAACUACAACUACUGCUGCUCCAACUACAACUACAGUUGCACCAACUACAACUACAGCUUCUCCAACCACAACAACAGUCGCUCCAACAACUACCACAGCAGCUCCAACUACAACUACAGUUUCUCCAACUACAACUACAGCUGCUCCAACAACAACCACAGUCGCUCCAACUACAACUACAGCUUCUCCAACAACUACCACAGUCGCUCCAACAACAACUACAGUUGCACCAACUACAACCACAGCUGCUCCAACUACAACCACAGCUGCACCAACUACAACCACAGUCGCUCCAACCACAACUACAGCUUCUCCAACAACUACCACAGCAGCUCCAACUACAACCACAGUUGCUCCAACAACAACUACAGUCGCUCCAACAACUACCACAGCAGCUCCAACUACAACUAAAGCUUCUCCAACAACUACCACAGUCGCUCCAACAACAACUACAGCAGCUCCAACUACAACCACAGUUGCUCCAACAACAACUACAGUCGCUCCAACAACAACCACAGUCGCUCCAACUACAACUACAGCUUCUCCAACAACUACCACAGUCGCUCCAACAACAACUACAGUUGCACCAACUACAACCACAGCUGCUCCAACUACAACCACACCUGCAUCAACUACAACCACAGCCGCUCCAACUACAACCACAGCAGCUCCAACUACAACUACAGCUUCUCCAACAACUACCACAGCAGCUCCAACUACAACUACAGCUUCUCCAACUACAACCACAGUUGCACCAACUACAACUACUGCUGCACCAACUACAACUACUGCUGCACAAACUACAACCACUGGUGCACCAACUACAACUACUGCUGCACCAACAACUACCACAGUCGCUCCAACUACAACUACAGCUUCUCCAACAACUACCACAGUCGCUCCAACUACAACUACAGCCGCUCCAACCACAACCACAACAGCUCCAACUACAACCACAGUUGCUCCAACCACAACUACAGCUUCUCCAACAACUACCACAGUCGCUCCAACUACAACUACAGCUUCUCCAACUACAACUACAGCUGCUCCAACUACAACUACUGCUGCACCAACAACUACCACAGUCGCUCCAACUACAACAACAGCUGCUCCAACCACAACCACUGCUGUUCCAACAACAACUACAGUUGCACCAACUACAACCACAGCUGCUCCAACUACAACCACAGCUUCUCCAACCACAACAACAGCUGCUCACACAACAACAACAACUAUUGCUGCACCAACUACAACAACAACUGCUCCAACCACAACCACUGCUGCUCACACAACAACAGUUGCACCAACUACAACUACUGGUGCACCAACUACAACUACAGUUGCACCAAUUACAACAACAGCUGCUCACACAACAACAGUUGCACCAACUACAACUACAGUUGCACCAACCACAACCACAGCCGCUCCAACAACUACCAAAGUCGCUCCAACAACUACCACAGCAGCUCCAACUACAACUACAGCUUCUCCAACCACAACUACUGCUGCACCAACAACUACCACAGUCGCUCCAACUACAACUACAGCUUCUCCAACAACUACCACAGUCGCUCCAACAACAACUACAGUUGCACCAACUACAACUACUGCUGCACCAACUACAACUACUGCUGCACCAACAACUACCACAGUCGCUCCAACUACAACUACAGCUUCUCCAACAACUACCACAGUCGCUCCAACUACAACUACAGCAGCACCAACCACAACUACUGCUGCUCCAACCACAACCACAGUUGCACCAACUACAACUACAGCAGCACCAACUACAACUACAGCUUCU